AGCCAACAUCACUUUCAAAACAACAAAAAAAAACCACCCUCACCAGCAGCAGCAGUACACGCACGAUACUGUAGCCAGAAUUCCUUCAACUAAUUUAAUACGGAACCCACAUUAAACCAAUUCAACAAACAUGGUGUUCGCCAAAUCCUGGGAGGACUUUGAGAUCGCGGCGGAGAACAUGUACAUUGCCAACCCGUGCCAGUGCCGGUUCACGAUGAAGUACACCCACCAGAAGAACCAGGUCGUGCUGAAGCUGACCGACAACGUCAAGUGCGUCCAGUUCAAGACCGAGGUGCUGUCCGACCUGAAGCGGAUCGAGAAGUUCAGCGGCAACCUGAUGUGGCUGAUGGCGUCCAAGGAGUAGCGCGGACGUCCCUUUGAGGAUUUUGGGACUUUGUUUACCGGGGAAUAUGAGGGGAAGUUUCCGUGAGUUAUAGCGUGAAUUGCAAUGGUAUCUAUCUAAUGUAAUAAAACUGAUGUGUAUUUCAAGUGUGGAAGUGGUCCGCAGAACUAAAAUAAACUUUGUUUAAAAUAUUUGA
Messenger RNA from Culex quinquefasciatus (southern house mosquito), 539 nucleotides. RefSeq names its product signal recognition particle 9 kDa protein (gene Srp9). Gene Ontology annotation, molecular function: 7S RNA binding. The coding region runs from base 131 to 364 and encodes 77 amino acids. Gene Ontology annotation, biological process: negative regulation of translational elongation; SRP-dependent cotranslational protein targeting to membrane. The transcript has a single exon. Gene Ontology annotation, cellular component: signal recognition particle, endoplasmic reticulum targeting. The record is from RefSeq and is a predicted model, not a curated record. Lineage: Eukaryota; Metazoa; Arthropoda; Insecta; Diptera; Culicidae.